AUGGAAACAGACCGUGUCACACCAACCGACGACAAGGGUAAGCUGCGCAGUCUGUCGGAUCGCAGCAGCUCGGCUUUCGACGUCAUCUCGCCUGCCAGUGCACACCACGAAAAGACGGAGGAUGUCGCAUCGGCGAACGGCAGAUUACAUGACGAUCUUCUUACGCCGUCCAUGGGCUAUGAAUACUCCAAUCUCAGACUGAUCCCAACUACGACAUCGUCCUUUCUAAGGCCGGGCAGUAAGUUCCAUGGCACACAGCAAUCAGAAAGACAGAUAUACGAUGUGCAGGUCGAGAUUAAAUAUGUUGAUCUCAGGGAAUCCUCCAUGUGUGGAUAUCUGAAGAUACAAGGUCUCACGGAAGACAACCCGACACUCACAACGUUUUUUGAAGGCGAGAUUAUCGGCUCGAAAUAUGGUUUUAUUACCAACCAUGCGGACUGGGGCUCGACCGACAAGAUCGACGUGUCGCAUUGGAACAAAUUUACCGCCUUCAGACCAUACGCCAAGACGGUACGGAAAGGCGGGAAUAUCGCCAUCCCCAACCUCGGGUCCAAAGACAACAUAUUCAUGAGGUGGAAGGAGCGCUUUCUCGUGCCGGACCAUCGCGUGAGGACCAUCAACGGAGCCAGUUUCGAGGGUUUCUAUUACAUUUGUUUCAACCAGAAGCUGGGAACCAUUAGUGGCAUCUAUUUCCAUGCCAAGAGCGAAAAAUUCCAGCAAUUAGAGUUGAAGCAUGUUGAAGAUCGGGGCUGUUUCGGAGCAAUGGAAUUUAGGUGA
This is a messenger RNA of Truncatella angustata, 777 nucleotides long. RefSeq names its product vacuolar import and degradation protein-domain-containing protein. Bases 1 to 777 code for a protein of 258 amino acids. Gene Ontology annotation, biological process: protein catabolic process in the vacuole; protein targeting to vacuole; proteasome-mediated ubiquitin-dependent protein catabolic process. The transcript is spliced from 4 exons. Gene Ontology annotation, cellular component: extrinsic component of membrane; GID complex. Lineage: Eukaryota; Fungi; Ascomycota; Sordariomycetes; Amphisphaeriales; Sporocadaceae. The record is from RefSeq and is a predicted model, not a curated record.